Molecule: messenger RNA, 960 nt
Organism: Trichoderma citrinoviride
Lineage: Eukaryota; Fungi; Ascomycota; Sordariomycetes; Hypocreales; Hypocreaceae
Product: MRG-domain-containing protein
Exons: 4
Coding region: 1-960 (319 amino acids)
Biological process (GO): regulation of DNA-templated transcription; chromatin organization
Cellular component (GO): Rpd3S complex; nucleus; NuA4 histone acetyltransferase complex
Source: RefSeq, a predicted model, not a curated record
AUGGCGCCGGCGCGACAACAACCGCCCCCGCCGUUCGCAAAGGACGAAAAGGUCCUCUGCUUCCACAUGGACAUGCUCUACGAGGCCAAGAUCAUGGACGUGCAGCCGGCGGAGAAGCCCAACGAGGGCUACCGCUACAAGGUGCACUACAAGGGCUGGAAGAACACCUGGGACGACUGGGUGCUCGUCGACCGGAUCCGCCCCUUUGACGACGAGCACAAGGAGCUGGCCGCCCAGCUGCACGCGCAGCUCAAGAACAGCAUGCAGAAGACGUCCAAGAUGCCCAAGAAGAUUGUCAAGAACGGCGGCGAGUCGGCGCGCGGCAGCGAGGAGCGCGGGUCCGCCGUCACCCAGGGAGGACGGGGCGGACGGAGAGGCAAGGACUGGGAGCUGGAGCAGGAGGACGCAUUCCACAGCAAGCCGAUGAUCAACAUCUCGGUGCCUGAUCACAUACAGGCGAUGCUCGUAGACGACUGGGAGAACAUUACGAAGAACAACCAGCUCGUCCCCUUACCGCAUGCAAAACCAGUUUCCAAAAUCUUCGAGGACUAUCUUGCUGUUGAGCGGCCACGCAGAGAAGAAGGGUCGUCCAGUAUGGAUAUCCUGGAGGAGGUCAUUGCCGGGUUUCGGGAGUAUUUCGAGAAGGCCCUGAGUAGGAUACUGCUCUAUAGAUUUGAGCGCCAUCAGUACAUGGAUCUGCGGAAACUCUGGGACAACGCCGACGAGAACGCGCAGUACAAGAGCGUCUGCGAUGUCUACGGCGCAGAGCAUCUCGCUCGCCUCAUUGUUUCCCUGCCCGAACUUCUCGCACAGACAAACAUGGACCAGCAGUCCGUAUCCCGUCUCCGAGAAGAAAUCGGAAAGUUCACCUCCUGGCUGGGCCGCAACUGCGAAACGUACUUUGUCAACGAGUACGAGACACCCUCCCAGGAGUACAUUGACAAGGCCCGAAGCUUUUAG